GUCAUGUCAUUUGUCAUUUCAUGACGAAGGAAAAUUUUGUUUAUUUUACAUGUGUUUAAUAAAUUUCCAAAGAUAGGUGUUGAUAUACCGGUAUCUAGAAUAUUCUAAUCUAAUUGGGUGAUACAAUACUUUUAACUGUAUUAAUUCAAUUAUUGUGAAUCUAAAAAUGAGUUGCCCUAUAGGUAAAGAGGCUGUUGACAAAUUAAAACAAUUUAUAUCACUAUGUAAGUCAAAUCCUGAUAUUCUUCAUUUGCCCGAUCUUAAAUUUUUCAAAGACUAUUUGGAAUCAUUGGGUGCUUCGCUCCCUGAAACUAGAAAAAUGCAAUCGGAUAUCAAAGUAGAACCCAACGAAGUAAAUGAAGAGCCAGUGCAGGAAGAAGUCAUAGAAUCUGAUCCGGAAUCUGAAUUGGAAUUUGACAUGACUGGAUGUGUAGAACCAGAUUUUAUAGAUGACGCGAAUCAAAAAAUGGGAGAUCCCUCCAAAGAACUGACCGAAGAGGUUGCAGACAAAGCUGACGAAAAAAGAAUGGAAGCUAUGUCACAGUUAUCUGAAGGUAAUAUUGAAAAAGCCUUAGAAUUAUUCACAGAGGCCAUAGAACUCAAUCCAACUAGUGCUUUAUUGUUUGCAAAGAGGGGCCAAGCUUAUCUAAAGCUUACCAAACCAAAUGCUUGCAUCAGAGACUGUACAAGAGCCUUAGAACUGAAUUGUGAUUCUGCCCCUGCAUAUAAAUUUAGAGGAAGAGCUUAUAGACUGUUAGGAGAGUGGGAAUUGGCUGCUAAAGAUUUAAGGCAAGCAUGCAACAUAGAUUGUGAUGAACAGACUGAUGAAUGGUUAAAAGAAGUCACACCAAAUGCUAAAAGAAUUGAAGAACAUUUGCUGAAGAAGGAGAGAAAAAAGAAAGAUAAAGAAGAGAGGGAAAGAUUGGAUAGGAUUAGAAAAGCAAGAGAAGCACAUGCUAAAGCUGCAUCUGCAGCUAAGGAAGAACCUGAAGAUGAUGCUGAUCCCAUGGGAAAUGCAGGUGAUUUCUAUAAAUUGUUCCAAGAUCCUGAAGUUAUGGCUGCGUUGCAGGAUCCAGAAGUAGCCAAGGCGUUCCAAGAUAUCUCAAUGAACCCUUCCAACUUCGCCAAAUAUCAAUCUAACCCCAAGGUAAUGAAUCUUGUCACUAAACUUUCAAGUAAAUUCGCCGGAUCGGGAAUGAAUAUCCCUGGUUUUUCGGGUGGAGCUGGAUUCCCAGGCGCAGGCAUGGGAUUCCCUGGUGCAGGAGGCGGUUUUCCAGGUGCAGGAGGCGGCUUCCCCGGCGCAGGAGGUUUUCCUGGCUUUCCAGGUGGAUUUCCCGGAGCAGAUACAACUCCAAAACCAGAACCUAAACAGCCCGACGACGAUAAUCUAGAUUAAAGUAUUCCUUGUUUUGUUUUAUAUAAUAUUCUACUUAUGUUGUGAAUUAAAUUUUGACACAUAUGAAGAUUUCGGUAGAUUUUUUUAGUUUCUUUUUUUUUUAUUCAAUUUACUGUUCUAUAGUAAUGAAUGAUUUUGUUGGUUGCUAAUAAAUAAUAAAAAUAUCGUAUAAUUCAAUUGGUAUUUCUGGGGUAAAUGAUCAUUAAGUAAUCACUAUCAUGAAAAAAAGUAUUGUGUACAAGCCAUGCAUAUAUUCUAUAUUGCAUAUGUAUUAUUUGUAUGCCUUCUGCUAAAAUAUUAGCGAUUCCUCAUGGAAUUGUUCCUUUCUAUUCUUACUUAUGCUCUUUGUUUUCAGUAGAUAUUCUUUGUAAUCACAUUUCGUGUCUUAGUUCAUGUGUUAUAUUCUUUAUUAUGUUUUUAUUUAAUAGAAGCAUUUCUUUUAACAACAUACAUGGCAGUCGUAUUUUUCACCAGGAAAAUGUUACACCACCAGCUCAGUAGGGUUUAAUUUAAUUAAAAUUUUUCUUCUCGAAUGUUCUUUUACGCCUUAUUA
Messenger RNA from Diabrotica balteata, 1949 nucleotides. Lineage: Eukaryota; Metazoa; Arthropoda; Insecta; Coleoptera; Chrysomelidae. The record is from the annotation of a GenBank genome assembly.